AUGAACAGAGAUAACUUAGAAGAUAGAUAUGAAGAUAAUGAGACGAUAGAUAUAAAUACCGGUAAUACUACUGGUGGAUAUUUAGAUGAUGCAAAAGAUAUAAAUAAACUUGUUUACUCAUCCUCUGCUGAUUUCGGCAGUUUUAAUAUAAAUUUAUAUUUAAAGUUUCUUUUUGUUAAAAAAUUAGUUAUAAAGAGUGUAAUUAUUUGUUUCUUUAGCAAAAUAAUAAUUUAA
Hepatospora eriocheir is the source of this 234-nucleotide messenger RNA. The record is from the annotation of a GenBank genome assembly. Lineage: Eukaryota; Fungi; Microsporidia; Hepatosporidae.